ACAAUACAUAUAGGUAAGUACAUUAUAAAUGAUAUUACAUUCUUUGUUCCAAAUUAUGCUAUAAUGAAAUGGAAGAAUUAUUAUUUACUAUUUAUUAUCGAUAUGAAAAAAACGAUGAAAUUUUGUAAAUUCUAUUAAGAUUUUUUUAUAAAACUUACCAUAGCAAAGGCUUGUCUAAACUUGUUAUCUAUAGUUCCAUCAAUUUCACCAUAUUUGUACAAUGUUCUGUUAGUCUCACUGCCAGUAAUGUUAUAUAUGUCACAUUGAAAUUGUAGACAUUUGAUCCUGCUAUAACAUUAUUACAAGAAAGGAAGUAAAGAGCAUAUGUUCACCUGAAAUGCGCAACUUCCCUUCUAUAAUAUGUACUUGUAUUUUACAUGAAAUGUUAAAUAGGUAUAAGAUGGAAGUACAAAGGAUAAGGAAUUUGUCUCUUUUCACAUCCCUUAAUUAGUAAUUGAUCAAAGAAACAGCAUUAUUCACUAAACUGUAUAAAUAAAAAGACAGACUGAAUGAAAGGUCUCAAAGUACAAUUUGUCUUUGUGUGUCUACACUAAUGACUGAUGUUGAUCUGGCAAAUUAGCUAUUAUUAGGUUUGAAGUAUUAAUGAACAUAGGGUAGUUAUAAAGCCUACAUUUCAUGUCUUGCAUCUCUGUGUAGAUCUUUAAUACAGUCACCUAAUAAUUGACUCAGUACUAAUCACUAAUGCUUGUUAAUUGCUUCAAUAGAAUGAACAAUCAAUUAAGAAAGCUAAAUAAAAUAUAGAAUUGCAAACUGUGAAAGCUAAAUAAAAUAUAGAACUGCAAAUUGUGAAAGGCCGAUAAUACAUUUUCAAACAUCAAAAAAUUUAUAAUGUUUAUUUGUAGAUCUCUCUAAUAUUGUUUUUAUCUAUAUUAGUUAGCGUAGAUCUUUGAUAUAUAAAGUUCGUGAAUAUUAGUGUCUGCCAAAACUUUAUUUCUGAUUAUAUAUCAAGUAAAAUGGAAAGAAAUAUCAAUAAUUAUAUAUUUAUUAAUAGAAAGGUUUUAAAGUUUGUUGGCCUUUAUCCAACGAGUAUUGUAAGAUAUAUCAUGUGUUGUGUGUGUAUGUUUGCCAUUGUUGUACCACAAGUAAUGCAAAUUUAUCAAAAUUGGAACGAUUUGGCCAUAGUAUUGGAAACGAGUUCAGUAUUGCUCACUAUCUUACUUACUAUAUUAAAAUCGCUGGUUUGGGUAAGCAACAGAAGGAAAAUGGAUUUUUUUAUAGAAUAUAUGUUAACAGAUUAUUGGGAAAUAAUGACGGCACAUGUUUCGAAACAUGCAAAUGUAUAUGCAAUAUAUGUGAAAAAAGGAUCUUUAUAUACUAAAGGAUAUUUAUUCUUAAUUUGUAAUUCUUUAGUAUUCUUCUUCAGUCUACCUAUAAUUGAAAUAUUUAUUACUAUGAUCAAAAAUACCAAUGAUAAUAAUAGUACAAAGCAUUUUCCAUUCAUAGCUUUAUAUCCAGAAAAUUAUUAUAAUUUUCCAAUAUAUGAGAUUAUUUAUCUUUCACAAAUGGUAGCAACAAGCUUAUGUGGCCUUGUUAUUCUGGGAACUGAUACUUUAAUUGCAACAGCCAUAUUUCACACAUGUGGACAUUUUAAAAUAAUUCAUGAAAAAAUAGAAAAUAUAGACACUGAAAUUGAUCUUAUGCAACAUGUAUAUAUAGAAAAUAGUAUUGUACAAAAAAUUAAAUUACAAAUAAUAGACUUGAUUAAACAUCAUCACGUAGUCCUUUGGUAUGAUAAUUUUAAACGAACCAUAAAUGUUUUCCUGAUAUGCAAUAUGAUUAAAAAGAAAUAUCUUAAUGCUAUAUCUAGGUUUUGUGAUUAUAUGGAAACAAUUUUUAGUCCAAUGUUAUUUCUACAAACACUAGCUAGCAGUCUCAUAAUUUGUUUAGUAGGUCUUCAAAUUGCAACUGCAAAUAUAACUGCAAGUAUAAUUUCUAAAUCGAUUAAAUAUAUCUCGUAUUUAAUCAUGGCACUUUUUCAAUUGCUGCUUUUUUGUAUUCCUGGUGAUGCUUUGAUAUAUGAGAGUUCGAUGGUCAGUAGAACUAUAUAUACAAUAGCUUGGUAUGAAUUGCCGAUUUCAUUUAUAACUGAAAUAUGUUUACUUAUGUUGCGUAGUCAAAAAUCUAGUAAGAUUACUGCAGGAAAAUUUUAUGUGAUGCAUUUAGAAAAUUUUAAUGCGGUAAAUAGAAAUUACCACAUUGUUAUAUUAAGAAAUGUAUGAGAAUUGUGCGAUU
Molecule: messenger RNA, 2253 nt
Organism: Cataglyphis hispanica
Lineage: Eukaryota; Metazoa; Arthropoda; Insecta; Hymenoptera; Formicidae
Product: odorant receptor 13a-like
Biological process (GO): sensory perception of smell; detection of chemical stimulus involved in sensory perception of smell
Cellular component (GO): plasma membrane
Molecular function (GO): odorant binding; olfactory receptor activity
Source: RefSeq, a predicted model, not a curated record